GGUCGCGCUGUGCAGCAGGCAGGCAGGCGUCCCCUCAGGUCGGUGCUGUGGGGCUGGGCCUGGCCCUCAGCUCCCCUCAGGGCCCGGCCUAUGAUGGUCUAUGGGCGGGCAGGCCGCGCUCUGCCCCUAAAGGAGGUCUGUAGCACCGAGGAGCUGCUCGGCGAGGUUCGUGAUGGACAACAUGGGGCUGAGGGCACGGACCGUCAGUGAUGGGGUGACAGCAUCCAGCCUGCGGGAUGAUAAAGAUGAAAAGAUAAUUGAAGAGCAAGUCACUGAAACAGAAGAUGAAAACACAGUGUACAUCCAUCCAGUGAUAGUUCAGAAAGAUUUUGUAGCAUUUGAAGAUGGACAACCAGUCGUUUCAGAAGACAGGGGUCUGGCCUGCAUACCUAAAGAAGGUUUUGAUUCCAGCACUUCAGAGAUCAUCCAGAUAGAGGAUGACUCCACCACCACCAUCCAUUGUCCUGCCAUCGUGCUCUCUGACAGACCCAUCCUGGAAGAGCAGGCAGAAACUGAGGAGAAAGACAAUUCCUUUGAUGUCAGGACCAUUAAUGCAUUAACACAGUAUGUCAACAAGGAGGAGGAAGUGCACGGCAAUGGGAAGAGGAGACGGGCCCGUAAAACUUUCCGUUGUGAGUUCCAAGGCUGUGGUCGCGUCUUCACCACUGCUGACCAUCUGAAGGUACAUGAACGUACUCAUACAGGUGACCGGCCAUAUGCAUGUUGCUUCCCAAGCUGUGGGAAGACAUUUGCUACAGUGUAUGGGCGGAAGGCCCACAUGAGAAUACAUACCAAUGAGAGACCAUACAAGUGCCCAGAGGACUCGUGUAGCAAAGCAUUCAGAGUUUCUGGUGAUCUACAGAAACACAUCCGGACACAUACAGGGGUGAGGCCCUACAAGUGCCCAUUUGAGUACUGCGACCGCUCUUUUACCACUGCCAACAUCCUCAGGGUUCACAUCCGAACGCACACAGGCGAACGUCCCUACGUGUGUCCGGAGCCCAUGUGUGGAAGGAGCUUCAGCAGCGUCACCAAUUACAAGAACCACAUAAGAAUUCACACAGGGGAGAAGCCAUAUGCCUGCCCUGUGCUGGGCUGUGGAAAGUGCUUCACGGAGUACUCCAGCCUCUACAAGCACCAUGUGGUGCAUACUCGCAGCAGGCCCUAUGGCUGCAAGGUGUGUGGGAAGGCCUACAGCCAGAAAUCGACGCUGAUUACGCACAAGUGCAGUGGCCGCAGUGAGCCCGUGGCCACAGUGGAGAGCGAAGAAUUCCUGUGUGAGCCGCAGCUGGAGGUUGCUGCUGAAGGAGGCUCCCCCAUGAAGAGCCAGCAUGUUGCUUUCUCACCAGAGAUGGAGCAGGAUAAGGAUGAAGAGGAAUAUGAUGACGAUAUGCCUACACAGGUUGAGACAGAGGAGAUCGGCUUGUCACAGGAAGACCUGCAGGACCUGGGCAGUGCAGUCAGUGUGGUGAUAGAAAGCAGUGCCCUCCCAGUGCCUGAGGAAGAGUUUGUGGAUGGUGACAUGCCCACCAUGACUAUGGUCGACACUGAUGGCAUUGAGAUGCAGCCGGUUACCAUAGUCACUUCUGGGGCAGCCAUGUCUGAAGAGUCAGCCAUCACAUCCCUCUGUCAUCAGCAGGUGGCAUUGUUGGAGACCGACAAUGGCUCCCACUUUGCAGUGCAGCUCGAAGAGCAGCAGAGCCUGGAGGAUGCCAUCAGCAUGGCAGCAGCAGCAAUCCAGCAUGAACCUGUAACACUGGAUACAACCGAUGGCUGCUGACACCCUGCAGAGCCUCCCAAGCAGGAAGAACAAGCAGCUGAGCCUGUUUCUCUGUGGGUGCAUCAGGAUCUGCAGGACCUGGGCCAGCAGGCACAUGGAAGAUGUGCAGCAUAAGAGUGAGGGAAGGAGUCUGAGAGCAGCUGGCAUGUGAUGUGCAGCAAACAGGCGGUGAGAGCCGGUGCUGGCAGUGUUGGGCUGCCAGGCUGACCGUGCCAGCAGGGCUCUUCUCUCUAUGGAGCAGUGUCCAUGACAGCUGCUACCUUCUGCUGGAGGCUCUGCAGCUUUCCUGCUCCUUGCCACGGACACUUGUCAUGGUUUUAUGACUUUUGUUAUUGGUACCCCACACCAUAACAUCAUGCAGUGCACCGGGAGUUAAAGAGUUAAUGCUCCUGUUCCAUGGACUGCUGGUAUUUCCAGGUCCCUGGUUCUCAGAAGAGAAGAACAACUGCAUCCUUCGCACGACUUCCACUGUUCUGUUUCCAUUUUCCAUUUAGAGGGAAAGAUAAAACAGUUUCCAAGUCACGAGACGCCUCCUUUUACUGCUCACCUGUGCAGUGUGAGCUCCUGGCUGUCUCACCUCCAGCUUUAGAGUAAGGCCUUUGGUUCUGGACACUCUUACUCUCUAAUUGUAUUUGAAUUUAUUAGCCUCAGUUCCAAUUAUAUUGUCUUAUAUUACA
Coturnix japonica (Japanese quail) is the source of this 2457-nucleotide messenger RNA. RefSeq names its product zinc finger protein 76 (gene ZNF76). Gene Ontology annotation, cellular component: nucleus. Lineage: Eukaryota; Metazoa; Chordata; Aves; Galliformes; Phasianidae. The record is from RefSeq and is a predicted model, not a curated record. Gene Ontology annotation, biological process: regulation of transcription by RNA polymerase II. Gene Ontology annotation, molecular function: DNA-binding transcription factor activity, RNA polymerase II-specific; RNA polymerase II cis-regulatory region sequence-specific DNA binding.